Molecule: messenger RNA, 2426 nt
Organism: Sardina pilchardus (European sardine)
Lineage: Eukaryota; Metazoa; Chordata; Actinopteri; Clupeiformes; Clupeidae
Gene: slc6a19b
Product: solute carrier family 6 member 19b
Exons: 12
Coding region: 218-2131 (637 amino acids)
Biological process (GO): sodium ion transmembrane transport
Cellular component (GO): plasma membrane
Source: RefSeq, a predicted model, not a curated record
GGCUGUAGCUCCAGCCGAAGGUUGACAAGGGUAUAAAUACUGUCCUUUGCCUUGCGCACGGGUCAUCUCUCUCCAACGUGUUAGAGUUGCAUUUACAGAAGUUACAGAGCUACUACUGUGCCAGCCACCCGUUGGCACUGCCAUAAAUCUUGCCCUCGUUGUACACAAGCCCAUCUGCACAAACACGGUCGGCCAGAGCAGCGACACACGCUCAAGCAUGAAGCUGAAGCUCCCCAACCCGGGCCUGGACGAGCGGAUCCUGACCCAUGAGCAGCUGGACAGGCUGGAGGUGGAGGAGGCCGGGGACAGGCCCAAAUGGGACAACAAGGCCCAGUACAUGCUGACCUGCGUGGGCUUCUGCGUGGGCCUGGGCAACGUCUGGCGCUUCCCCUACCUCUGCCAGAGCCAUGGAGGAGGGGCCUUUAUGAUUCCCUUCCUGAUCCUGCUGGUCUUUGAGGGCGUCCCUCUACUGCACCUGGAGUUCGCCAUUGGCCAGCGUCUAAGAAAAGGCAGCUUGGGGGUCUGGAGGACAAUUAACCCCUACAUGCUUGGAGUCGGCUUGGCUUCCAUGGGUGUGUCUCUCCUGAUCAGUCUGUACUACAACAUGAUCAUUGCCUGGGUCAUGUGGUACUUCUUCAACUCGUUUCAGGAGCCACUGCCAUGGAGUCAGUGUCCUAUGAAUGCCAACGGGACGGGCCUGGAGUCUGAGUGUGUGAGGAGCUCGCCGGUGGACUACUUCUGGUAUCGGCAGACACUCAACACCACCGAUGUGAUCGACGACACGGGGGGCCUGCAGUGGUGGAUGGUGUUGUGUCUGAUCAGCGCCUGGGGCGUGCUCUACAUCUGCUGCAUCCGCGGCAUUGAAACCACGGGGAAGGCGGUGUACGUCACCUCCACGCUCCCUUAUUUGGUGCUCACCAUCUUCCUGAUCCGAGGGCUCACUCUCAAAGGCUCUGUGGACGGAAUCAAGUUCCUCUUCACACCAGAUCUGAAUGAGUUAGCUAACCCCACCACCUGGCUGGAUGCAGGCGCUCAGGUGUUCUAUUCCUUCUCGUUAGCCUUUGGAGGGCUCAUCUCCUUCUCCAGCUACAACUCAGUGCAUAAUAACUGCGAACAGGAUGCAGUGAUCAUCUCUAUCAUCAACGCCUUCACAUCAGUCUAUGCUGCUACAGUCAUAUACAGCAUCAUUGGCUUCAGAGCAACAGAGCGUUUUGAUGACUGUCUGAGUGGGAACAUUCUAGCCCUAAUGAACGCCUUUGAUCUGCCCGAGGAGAGUGUCAACACAACUAACUAUGAUGAGAUAGUGGUUCAGUACAACAGUACAAAUCCAGACAUCAUCCAAGCACUCAACCUUAAAACCUGCGACCUGAACACUUUCCUCAGUGAGGGCGUUGAGGGGACGGGUCUGGCCUUCAUUGUGUUCACUGAGGCCAUCACAAAGAUGCCAUUGUCUCCUCUGUGGUCCGUCCUAUUCUUCAUCAUGCUUUUCUGCCUGGGCUUGUCAUCCAUGUUCGGCAACAUUGAAGGGGUGUUGGUUCCUCUACAGGACCUGAAGGUUUUACCCAAGUCAUGGCCUAAAGAGCUUGUCACAGGUAUAACCUGUCUCGUUUGCUGCUUGGUGGGACUCAUAUUUGUCCAAGGAUCAGGAAAUUACUGGCUUGCCCUCUUUGACACCUUUGCGGGUUCCAUUCCAUUGCUUAUCAUUGCCUUCUGCGAGAUGAUCGGAGUGGUGUACGUAUAUGGCAUUGACAGGUUCAACGACGACUUGGUGUUCAUGAUCGGACACAAGCCCAACAUCUUCUGGCAGGUCACCUGGCGAUUCAUUAGUCCUCUCAUCAUGUUGGCCAUCCUUGUGUUCUACCUUAUCACAACGGUCAGCAAGGAUAUCUUCUACAUCGCCUGGGAUCCAGCCUCUGAUAACUUUCCCACUCUCGAGAAGAAGCCAUACCCAGAGUGGAUCUAUGUCAUCAUAUUCAUCUUGGCUGGAAUACCGAGUCUUGCUGUGCCGGGAGCAGCUCUUUUCAGGCUGAUACAAACCCGCUGCUGCAACAAGGACACAGAUGACAAAGCAGAAACGGUCAGUAGUGUUUCUUACCAGAUGGAGGACAGCCUGAAGAGGAGAGACUCAUGAAGGACUACAUGAACGCAGACACAUUUAAAGUUCAAUCAGUUAAAAACAGUAUAUAUUCACACAUCUGAUGUCCAGUUUCACUGAAAAAUGUAUGAGCAUGGAGCAUGGAGCACCAUUUUUAUUGUAUCUAAAAAAGGUUUCUUUUGAUAUCAGAAUAUUUCAUUGCUAGUGCAUGGAAUACUUUUGGAUACCAGAUCUGACAUUGCACAACAAUGACCAAACUGGUCCAAAGAGACACCACUACCAUGUCAACUAUUGUUAUCUCCUUUUAUAUUUCCCCUCUUCAUAUUUCUGC